This is a messenger RNA of Exophiala aquamarina CBS 119918, 2298 nucleotides long. RefSeq lists its product as uncharacterized. Gene Ontology annotation, biological process: fatty acid elongation, monounsaturated fatty acid; sphingolipid biosynthetic process; fatty acid elongation, saturated fatty acid. The coding region runs from base 1 to 2298 and encodes 765 amino acids. The transcript has 2 exons. Gene Ontology annotation, molecular function: fatty acid elongase activity. The record is from RefSeq and is a predicted model, not a curated record. Lineage: Eukaryota; Fungi; Ascomycota; Eurotiomycetes; Chaetothyriales; Herpotrichiellaceae. Gene Ontology annotation, cellular component: endoplasmic reticulum membrane.
AUGUCCGUCACGCAGCUAAAGCAAUGGCUGCACUUGGAUGACCCUUUGAAUGGAGUCAAGGCCACCACGUUACCGGCAGCAUAUUUCAAGUUCCCACCCUCGCCUGAACCAACUGUUCUCCCUCCACCAAUCGACCAUUCCAACCUAGCACACCCUUUCACCAUCCAGCCCGACAUCUACAAUGCGCUGCUAUCUGCGCACGUCCCCAUCACUGUUGCAUUGGUCUACGCCUCUAUCGUCACGCUGCUGAACUCGGUCAAUCGCAACCGCAAGUACAAGCCAUGGGCUGUCAGCAGAACGGGCAUAUUCAAGCUCUUCGUCAUCCUUCACAAUAUCUUCCUCGCAGUCUACUCAGCAUGGACCUUUGUGGGAAUGCUGAACGCAUUGCGCCUGGCUCUGCCAGCAUGGAAAGAGAACACUGGCGUUGCCGAGACACUCGAUGCGUUGUGCAAAUUACAUGGGCCGCGAGGACAUGGUAAUGCUGCGGCCUACAACACGACGACUUCUGCUUGGGGAAUGACCAACCGUGGUUUUCACCUUGCAGCAGAUGGGCUCACGCCAGAGCCGACGGAUGUGGGCAGAAUCUGGAACGAGGGCCUGGCUUUCUAUGGUUGGAUCUUCUACCUGUCAAAAUUCUACGAGGUCAUCGACACCUUUAUUAUUCUUGCAAAGGGGAAGAAAAGCAGUUUCCUCCAGACAUACCAUCACGCUGGAGCUAUGCUGUGCAUGUGGGCUGGUAUUCGUUACAUGUCACCUCCCAUCUGGAUGUUUGUUCUGGUCAACUCGGCCAUUCACGCCAUUAUGUACACCUUCUACCUGAUGUCCACAAUUGGAGUCACCGUCCCGAAAUGGUUCAAACAGUCAUUGACCACCCUGCAAAUCACUCAGUUUGUCAUCGGAGCUAGCUAUGCGUUUGCCCAUCUGUUCGUGGCCUAUCAAAUCCCAGUCAGCGUGCCAUACCUCUACCGUCUCGGAAGCGCAGCUUCUACACUUCUGAACAGUGCUCCAAGUGACGUUUCUUCCGCCGCCUCGGUUGCUGUCUCGACUGCAUCUGCUGGCACUGGCGCUUGGCUGAAGAAAAUAGCUCUCCGAGCCGCUGGUCAUGAAGGUUUGGCCGAAAACGUGCUCAAUGAGCAAGGCCGGCCCUUCGGUAUUGAUGCUGUUCAUAUCGCGGAAGACCUCGUGGCUAAGGAAGAGACUCGGUACAGAGACGAGAUGCAGUGGGUGAAUUGCCUUGACACCAGCGGCCAAGUAUUCGCUAUUCUCCUCAACUGUCUGUACCUUCUUCCUCUAACGUGGCUCUUUGCUCAAUUUUUCAUCACCUCUUACCUGAAGCGUGUGGAGAGGAGACGAAGCAGCACAGCCAGCGAGAUUGCCACAACGGCGCGUCUGAGCCUGAGGGAUGCUUCGAAAGGAGUCGCCCGGAGAUUGAGUGAAGCUGUCGAGGAGAUGCACAGCACAGCAGGGGAUAUUGGAGACGACGCAGUAUUGGUGGAUGGCGACGAGAUCAAGAGAGAACUCAGCGAAGCCAUCCAGCAAGCCAAGAGCCGCAUUGCUCAAGGCACAGCGAAGGCAAAGAAUUCCGCAAGCGGGCCAGAUGCCGAGAAAGUCAAACAAGAAGUUCAACGCGAUCUCGAAAAGGUACGCAAGAAUGUGCAGGGCGCGGCGGACAAAGUGGUCGAGCCUAUGACGGAUAAAGACAAGCAGGAGCAGGUUCAAGCCAAGGCUCAAACUGUCAAAGAUACUGUGGCCGAGGCUGUCGAAGCUGCAGCUGAUAAUGUCAAACCAGCAGCGGAAAAAGUAGUCGAAACCACCAAAUCCGUUUCUAAGAAGGCCAGUGAACAGCUCGGUGGAGGUGACAACUCUGCAAGCAGGAAGGCAGAUACGGCGACUGAGGGUGAGCAAGGAACCCGGAAGACCGCCUCCUCAGCAUCUUCGCCUGAGGAACAGGACUCCCCAAACGAAGAUGGCACCGGCGCCGGAGGGGCGACCGGUGGUCAGGAAGUGGCAUCAAGCUCGGAGGGAAAGACGAAGGACACUAGUGAAACCCCUAGCACGCCCUCAGGGAGCAAGAAGAGGAACAAGAAGAACAAGAAGAAGGCAGAAGACAAAAUAAUCGAUGAGAGUAAAGUUGUCAGGGAUGAGGACGUUGACACCAAGCCAAGUGCGGAUGGCAAUAAGGAGGAUGAAGAGAAGAAGGCUGAUUCAAAUGAGACGCCAAGUGAGGGUGAGGCUGGAGGGGAGGCUGCGAGUGAAGUCAGAGAAGGGACAAGUUUUGCCGAUGCGGUUAAAGAGUGA